This is a messenger RNA of Daucus carota subsp. sativus, 795 nucleotides long. Its product is annotated as transcription initiation factor TFIID subunit 9. The transcript has 3 exons. The record is from RefSeq and is a predicted model, not a curated record. Lineage: Eukaryota; Viridiplantae; Streptophyta; Magnoliopsida; Apiales; Apiaceae. Gene Ontology annotation, molecular function: protein heterodimerization activity; RNA polymerase II general transcription initiation factor activity; transcription coactivator activity. Gene Ontology annotation, cellular component: SAGA complex; transcription factor TFIID complex. Gene Ontology annotation, biological process: RNA polymerase II preinitiation complex assembly; DNA-templated transcription initiation. Bases 160 to 702 code for a protein of 180 amino acids.
AAACUUAUUUUGAUUUAUAAUUCAUGACUGGACCUCUAGGCUCAGACACACACCUCCCUCAGUCCCUCUCUCAAAAUUGAAAAAAAGACGCCUCAACUCGCUCCGGAUUUCAAGUGCCGAUUUGCUUUUCCGGAACCAAGAUAAAGGACCAUUGCAGAUAUGGCAGAUGGAGAGGAGAACUUGCCGAGAGAUGCAAAGAUUGUCAAAACCCUUCUAAAAUCUAUGGGUGUUGUGGAUUAUGAACCUCGCGUUAUCCACCAAUUCUUGGAAUUAUGGUAUCGCUAUGUUGUCGAUAUCCUGACUGAUUCACAAGUUUAUGCUGAGCAUGCCGGAAAGUCUGCCAUUGACUCAGAUGAUGUAAAAUUGGCUAUUCAGUCAAAAGUCAAUUUUAGCUUCUCUCAGCCCCCACCACGAGAGGUCCUCCUGGAGUUGGCUAGGAACAGGAACAAAAUCCCACUGCCAAAGUCCAUAUCAGGACCAGGAAUUGCACUUCCCCCAGAUGAGGAUACUUUGAUUAGUCCAAACUACCAACUUGCAAUCCCAAUUAAACAAGCCAGUCAAGCCGUUGAAGAAACUGAGGAUGAAGAGAUGGCUGACCCAAACCCUAAACCAACCCAAGAACCAAAAACACAAGUGCCUCUGAAUGCUUCUCAGCAAGUGUCAUUUUCCCUUGGAGCUAAACGUCCAAGAGGAAGCAUAUGAAACACAUUACGCUUGCCCUUUUGUAACAUAAAUGCUUAACUUCGACAUUCUUAAUAAUUAGAUUGAGAAAUUAAUCAAUUAUGUUUAUGUUCA